AUGUCGACCCCAACUCCGGCCGAGAUUGCCUACAUGGAGGCUCAUCCAGAUGAUUCCAAAAUCGCCAACCUUGUUGCCUGUGGUGCCGUCACGUUAGGCAUCGCUUACAUCGCCGUCAUCCUCCGGAUCGUAGCCCGGACCAAGACGGCAUUCCGAAUGGGCGCAGACGACUAUAUGAUUAUUCUCUCAUUGCCGAUAUUUACAGUUUUUUUUGCUUUCUUGUGUAUGACUUGUCACUAUGGCAUGGGAAAGCACAUUAUCUUCGUCACCGACACCAAAGGCUUGUUAGUUAGCAUGACCGUUGUCGAAGUACUAUACAAUGUGGUCAUCCUAUGGAUCAAAGCUUCUAUUUUGCUCCUCUACUUGCGCAUCUUCCCCGUUCGCGAGUUCAAAAAGUGGACUUGGGUCAUGAUGGGCGUCAACGUCGCAUACAACAUCACCUUUAUGGUUUGCUCCAUUGCUCAGUGUGUACCAAUCAACUCUCGGUGGGACCCGAGUAUUUCUAGCGUCUGCCUCAACUACUACGCCGUCGUGGUCGCCAGUGGUGUAGUCAACAUCGUCACCGACGUCAUCAUCCUGGCCAUGCCUAUUCCUCUGAUUCACCAGCUCCAUAUCCCUGGCCGCAAGAAGCACAUGUUGUCUGCUGUGUUUGCUACCGGUGCUGUUGCUUGCUUCAUCUCAAUUGCUCGUUGCGUGGAGGCGUCCGCCCUAGGCUCAGCAGACUCAACCUGGGACCAGGUUAGCGCCCUGUAUGUUACGUCUCUCGAAAUCAGCGUCGGUAUUGUGUCCGCCUGUGUGCCCACCUACCGACCUCUCAUCAGCCGGGUGUCGGAAAAGAUUAUGCGAACCACCCCCGGCACGAACAGGGCCACGGAUCACUAUCAGCUCUCGGCUACUAGCAAGAAUGCUGGAAGCCGCUAUGGCUGGAACAAGACCGAAACCAGCAGCCAAAGCAAUCUGCGCGACGACUCAUCUGCCAAAGGCAUCACUAUUUCGAGAGACUACCAGGUCAUCUCGGAAUAA
Molecule: messenger RNA, 1023 nt
Organism: Talaromyces rugulosus
Lineage: Eukaryota; Fungi; Ascomycota; Eurotiomycetes; Eurotiales; Trichocomaceae
Exons: 4
Coding region: 1-1023 (340 amino acids)
Source: RefSeq, a predicted model, not a curated record